ACUCUAGCGCUUAUCCUUUCCGUCGCCACCCGCCGGCCGAUUUCUCCACCAUUAUGUUGAGAUCUCCCUUCUCUCUCCUCCGCCUCACUCGUUCAUAUCUUAUCCGGCCGGAAUCCACUUCAGCCUGGUCACCGCCUCCACCUCUCGAUCCCUCCCCACGCGUCUCUGCUAUCGUCGACGAUCUCGCCGGACUGACGCUCCUCGAACUCGCCGACCUAACUGAAACUCUACGCACUCGAUUGCGAGUCGAUCAGAUGCCCGUUGUAGCCGUGAUGACUCCCGGAAUGGUCGUCGGCGGCCUGCCAGGAACCAAUAAGUCUUCUUCCGGGGGAGCUGCGUCAGCUGCCGAAGUGAAGGCGGAGAAGACCGCGUUCGAUUUGAAACUAGAGAGCUUCGACCCUGCUUCCAAGAUCAAAAUCAUUAAAGAGGUGAGAAGCUUUACGGAUCUCGGCUUGAAGGAGGCCAAGGAUUUGGUUGAGAAGACGCCUGCCGUGCUCAAAAAGGGGGUUCUCAAGGAGGAGGCCGAGAAGAUCGUGGAGAAGAUGAAAUUGGCUGGUGCGAAGGUUGUCAUGGAAUGAGUGAGGUAGGGUUGGGACUUACAUCGUCUUCUCUUAAUUGUUUUUUCUGCUUGGAUAUAAUGUGGAUCAGUAAGAGAAGAUGAACAAAAUUGCUUCUCUUUCGAUAAAAUUUGCAUAUAUGAGGCUAUGAUUUGGAAUAUAAAUUUCCUGCCAAAGGUUCUAAGAAUUCACCUAACUGUUGCUACGGAUUAUUGAGAAUUUUUUGUUCUCUA
Molecule: messenger RNA, 790 nt
Organism: Dendrobium catenatum
Lineage: Eukaryota; Viridiplantae; Streptophyta; Magnoliopsida; Asparagales; Orchidaceae
Product: 50S ribosomal protein L7/L12
Exons: 1
Coding region: 54-578 (174 amino acids)
Biological process (GO): translation
Cellular component (GO): ribosome
Molecular function (GO): structural constituent of ribosome
Source: RefSeq, a predicted model, not a curated record